AUGAUCUGCCAGUGGACCUUGAGAGUGGCUGGCCUGAUGGCCAGAGAAGGUUGCCUGGUGUUUGGUGGGAGCCCAGGGUGGUUUAAAGGCCUUGGGCUGCAAGCACAGCAGCGGAGGCGCUUGUCUCUGCAUGAGUACCUGAGCAUGGGGCUGCUGAAAGAAGCCGGCGUUUCCGUUCCUAACGGCCUGGUGGCCAAGACGCCGGAAGAAGCUUAUAAGGCAGCGAAAGAGAUUGGGACGGAAGACAUAGUGGUGAAGGCGCAGGUUUUGGCUGGCGGCCGGGGCAAAGGGACAUUCGAAGGGGGCCUGAAAGGAGGGGUGAAGAUUGUCUCCUCUCCGGAAGAAGCCCGGGAGAUCGCCUCCAGAAUGAUCGGCAAGAAGCUCUUCACCAAGCAGACGGGACAGCAGGGCCGGAUCUGCAACCAAGUCCUCGUCUGCGAGCGCCGCUACCCGAGGAAGGAGUACUACUUUGCCAUCACGAUGGAGAAGUCCUUCCAGGGCCCCGUGCUCAUCGGCAGCUCUCAGGGGGGUGUCAACAUUGAAGACGUGGCCGCCGAGGACCCUGAAGCCAUCGUCAAGGAGCCUGUUGACAUUGUGGAAGGCAUCCGGAAGGACCAGGCCCUGAAGCUCGCCCAGAAGAUGGGCUUCCCCACCAAGGUGGCGGAUGAGGCUGCGGACAAUAUGAUGAAGCUCUACAACAUCUUCGUUAAGUACGACGCCCUCAUGGUGGAGAUCAACCCCAUGGUGGAGGACUCUACAGGGAAAGUGAUGUGCAUGGAUGCCAAGAUAAAUUUCGACAGCAACUCGGCGUUCCGCCAGAAGAAGAUCUUCGCGCUGCAGGACUGGAGCCAAGAAGACACGAGGGACUGA
This is a messenger RNA of Podarcis lilfordi (Lilford's wall lizard), 870 nucleotides long. The record is from the annotation of a GenBank genome assembly. Lineage: Eukaryota; Metazoa; Chordata; Lepidosauria; Squamata; Lacertidae.